Molecule: messenger RNA, 3432 nt
Organism: Penicillium expansum
Lineage: Eukaryota; Fungi; Ascomycota; Eurotiomycetes; Eurotiales; Aspergillaceae
Product: dynamin family protein
Exons: 5
Coding region: 1-3432 (1143 amino acids)
Cellular component (GO): membrane; cytoplasm; microtubule
Molecular function (GO): microtubule binding; GTP binding; GTPase activity
Source: RefSeq, a predicted model, not a curated record
AUGCGAACCAUUAUGUCUCUUGACGAGGACGGAGACUCAACCGAUUUGGACAGAGGGAAGGAUAACCCUGGACUCAGUUCGGCAAAAUCAUCCAAAAGACUUAAUCAAAUUGACUGUGUUCGAGCCAACGGGGUUGGCGAUCAUAUCGCGCUCCCCCAGCUAGCAGUGUGUGGUGAUCAGUCGGCGGGAAAAAGCUCUGUUCUCGAAGGUAUCACCGGAUACCCUUUUCCUCGCAAGGACGGACUUUGUACACAGUUUCCUACCGAGAUAGUACUGCGCCAUGACACUCAAGUCAGUUCGAUGACUGCAAGCCUUCUGCCGAGUCAAUCUCGUUCUCCUGAGGAGAAAACAAAGUUCGCGGGGUUUCAACGAGAAUUUCAAGAUUUCAACGAAUUACCGACGAUAAUCCGCGAAGCUUCCAAUUAUAUGGGGGUUCGAGGAUUCAGCGAGCUUGCCGAUGCACCUGGCUUCGCUGCGGAUGUUCUUAGACUCGAAUUAGUCGGCAAUACGGGGCUUCAUCUGACUUUGGUUGAUCUACCGGGAUUGAUAGAGGUCUCGGAAAACGAGGAAGACGUUGGGAUCGUGCGACGUUUGGUUGAUUCAUAUCUGGAGAGCUCUCGUACAAUAAUACUUGCUAUUAUUCCGGCCAGCAGCGAUGCAGAGACCCAACGCAUUAUUCAACGAGCGCGUCAUUUUGACAAGGAGGGUGUUAGGACUGUGGGGAUCAUCACGAAACCCGACCUCAUCAACAGUAACACAGAAGAAAGAGUGGCUCGCUUGGCAAAAAACCUGGAUCGCACGAAGUUGAAUCUUGGCUUCUUUCUCGUCAAAAAUCCCUCCCCGGAUGAAUUAUUGGACGGAAUCGGUUUUCGGCAGCGCAAUCAGGUAGAAAUGGAGUUCUUCUCCAGUCUACGUUGGAAGGCCCAGGGACUUGAUUCUACGAGAAUUGGGAUGAACAAUUUACGUUCAUUUUUGGAGGAACUGCUGGAUAGCCAUAUCGAGCGAGAGCUACCGAAGGUUCAGCAGGAGGUUCGACGUCUACUGCAGCGUGUGGAUGACGAAAUGAUUAACCUUGGGAUUGAGAGAUCAAACGCAACGCAAGUUCGAGUAUUUCUCACUCAGAUCAGUACUGAAUUCUAUGGAAUUGUCAAGAAUGGUCUUGAGGGAAACUAUGAUAGCUGGGACGGCGAUUUUUUUGCAACUGGUCCAGAAAGUUGCCGUCUACGUGCUGCGAUCCAUAGGAAAAAUGAGCACUUUGCCCAAUACAUGAGGAUCCAUGGCCAACGGAGAAAGGUCGUCGCGUCUGAUUGCGAUGAUAUACUCGAAGAGGAAAUCAAAGAAGAAAGCAAAGAGGAAAGCAAAGAGGAAAUCGAGGAAGACAAAAAUAAAGAGCUUUCUGUUACAGAGAAAGAGAUGUUUUCUUGGAUUAAAGAGAUGUAUCGGCAAACAAGAGGUCGCGAGCUCCCAGGAAAUUACAACCACUCUCUCCUUCAACGUUUGUUUCAUAUCCAAUCAUGUCGCUGGAAAGAGAUCUCUCGAGCCCACAUUGAGUCUAUCGUGAGUUUAGUGACUCGGUUUGUGCGCCAGGCCUUGAAGUUCGUGGUAAAGGAUGCCGGAGUCUACGACAAAUUGCAGAAGCACAUCAUGGCUACGUUCAAUGAGAAUACCGACAAUGCUCAUGAGGAACUCUCCAAGCUCAUACAAGAUGAAAGAGGUCACCCAAUCACCUACAAUCACUACUAUACCGACAACAUUCAGAAAGCGAGACAUGACGAAGCGAAGGAAAGCAUUCGAAAUUCCGUCAAGAAAGCAGCUGAAUCGGAUUUGGGUGGCAAUGUUCACUUCAACAACACUCCUGAUGAAAUGAAUCGAAUGAUUUUAGCUCUACAGAAGCGCGUGGAGGUUAAUAUGGUUGACAGAGCCUGCUCCGAGGCAUUGACCGACCUGAAUGCAUAUUACAAGGUUGCCAUGAAAACAUUUGUCGACAAUGUGUGCCGACAGGUGAUUGAAAGGCAAAUUCUGUCCAAAUUGGGAAGGGCAUUUCACCCAACAGUUGUGAUCCCUUCUAGUUCGCGAUCUGAUAAUUACAUUAUCUUCCUCAAUUACCACUUUUUUCUUACUGCAUAUGCUUUGAGCACAACAAUGAGCGCUGAAGAAUUUCUGGCCAAUGUUGAAAGCGGCAUUGUGCCUGUGACCUGCCAUGAGGAUGUCUUACGGAUCGCAUUCAUCUAUCUGGAUGAGGGGCUGUGGACUGACAAUGGGGUGUUUGAUGUGGUGGAGAAGCUGCACGCGCAUGGCUGGUCCUUUGGCGAGGGCGAGUUACGCAUUAACCGUACCCUGGAUGUAUUCUAUCUCGCACAGCUAGCAGCAGCUAUCUACCGCUAUUCCUCCCAACUGGAGGGGGACUUCCCUUCCUUCUCUGAUUUCCCUGCCUUCUACACAGCUCACCACGCCCUCCUACAUUCCUCCGCCUGGCGCUCCUACUACUCCACCCACUUCCUCGCCCAACGUACUACAGCGCGCUUGUACCGCCUGCCCGACCUCCAGGACCUCCCCGACUCCUCCUCCCCGCUAUGCCAGCCGCGCCGCAGUACAGUAUUUGCACACGUCUUGAAACUCCCCCGCUGGGCCUAUACUGUGUCUUGUACACGACGCAGGCAGCCCUUUCUACCAUUUGUGACUCUUACUGAAGUAGCCCUUAGCACGCUGGAGGCAACUAUGACACGCCUGCACACGGCCUACGCCAGUGCACCACCCUAUUCCGAAUCACAUGCGCGCUUCUGGCUUGACUAUUUUACUCCUGGUCUAUCUCCAUCGCGGCUGAUUAAGAUAACUUUCCGGGAAGCAUGGGGGCCUAAUAGCUUUGGGAUAUUGACUGCGCAGGGAAAGUAUGAUAUAUACGGGCUAGAAGCAGAGUACCUCGCACAGGUAUCGGGGGGAGAGGUUGCCGAGGUAAAUAGCGAGUCGGAGCAGGUGGAGUGGUGUGGGUUGCCCGAUGGAGGGAUUGGAGAGCAGGCGUGGUGGAGGGGUUGGGAGGGAGAGAUCGGAAGUGAGGAGGAGGUGGAGUUCCUAGCCGCUGUUGCAGUGGAGGAGACAGUUGGACUAGGACUAGAAGGAAUGGAAAUGGAUGAGUUGGACUUGUCAAUCCGGUCACAUAUACUAUUAGCGGUCAUGCAGGCUGCUGUGAAAGACAGGCAGGAGAGGGAAUGUUUCCUAGUGGAGCUGGAGAGGCGGAUAGUGCAGAAGGGGAUAAUUGACGAGGAGAGGGUAGGGAGGUGGACCAAGGAGGCCUUAGGGAUUAUGGAGCCGUAUGUACGCAUAUGGCAGGGCGUUUGGCCUGGUGGGGGAGAUGCUGCGGCAGAUCUUGGUGGAGAAUGCGCAGCACUUUGCACGCUGGAGGGUGUCACCUCUUUCGAAGCAGUUCGCUUUUGA